Molecule: messenger RNA, 620 nt
Organism: Saccoglossus kowalevskii
Lineage: Eukaryota; Metazoa; Hemichordata; Enteropneusta; Harrimaniidae
Source: RefSeq, a predicted model, not a curated record
AGUCCACUGGUCCAAGUGCCAAGGCAGAGUCCACUGGUCCAAGUGCCAAGGCAGAGUCCACUGGUCCAAGUGCCAAGGCAGAGUCCACUGGUCCAAGUGCCAAGGCAGAGUCCACUGGUCCAAGUGCCAAAGCAGAGCCCUCUGGUCCAAGUGCCAAAGCAGAGUCCAUUGGAACAAGUGCCAAAGCAGAGUCCACUGGUCCAAGUGCCAAGGCAGAGUACACUGGUCCAAGUGCCAAGGCAGAGUCCACUGGUCCAAGUGCCAAAGCAGAGUCCACUGGAACAAGUGCCAAGGCAGAGUCCACUGGUCCAAGUGCCAAAGCAGAGCCCUCUGGUCCAAGUGCCAAGGCAGAGUCCACUGGUCCAAGAAUAAAAAAUGGAAGUGACCAGGACACAGGAAAAGAGGAUGAUGGUCAUGAUAACCAGAGAAUUAGAGUCAAGAAAAACAAAACAAAAUUCCAACAGACUGUCAAAUGUAAAGUGUGUUCCCGCAUAAUGCAGAAAAAACACCUUUCUCGGCAUUCAAGGGAGAUGCAUAGCAAGAGACUAACUGUGCGUCAAGAGAGACAUCACAAAUCAGUUUGUGUUGAUAAAAAAAAUGGUAUUUACAUGGUAUCAAAG